Messenger RNA from Eurypyga helias (sunbittern), 428 nucleotides. It is a transcript of the gene UBAC2, whose product is annotated as UBA domain containing 2. NCBI's taxonomy places the organism in Eukaryota, Metazoa, Chordata, Aves, Eurypygiformes, Eurypygidae. The annotation marks the transcript as partial. The transcript has 3 exons. Gene Ontology annotation, molecular function: serine-type endopeptidase activity. The record is from RefSeq and is a predicted model, not a curated record.
AUAAAGCACCUUUGUCAAAGAGUCUGUUAUUAGUCCCAAGUGCCAUCUCAAUUCUACUGACUCUGCUCUUCCAACAUUAUCAGAAGUUCUUUGCAUAUAACCUACAGGCUAUAAAAGAGGAUUUUCAGAUCUGGAGACUUGUAUGUGGGAGAACAAUAUGUCUUGAUCUGAAAGACACGUUCUGCAGCAGUCUCCUCAUUUACAACUUUAGAAUAUUUGAAAGAAGAUAUGGCAGCAGAAAAUUUUCAUCCUUUCUACUGGGUGCUUGGAUGCUGUCAGCUUUGUUUGAUCUUCUACUUGUAGAAAUUGCUCAGUAUAUAUUUGGCCUCACCAUCAACAGCUUGCCUUCUGGUUUGUAAGUAGCUCCUAAUGAAUUGUUUAUUUUAGAUAUAGUUUCAAGGGAUUAUUCUGUGCAGACUUUAAUUUAA